Molecule: messenger RNA, 3477 nt
Organism: Drosophila arizonae
Lineage: Eukaryota; Metazoa; Arthropoda; Insecta; Diptera; Drosophilidae
Gene: lilli
Product: AF4/FMR2 family member lilliputian
Biological process (GO): regulation of DNA-templated transcription
Cellular component (GO): super elongation complex; nucleus
Source: RefSeq, a predicted model, not a curated record
ACUAAUGCAAAAAAUAUUUGUUCAACUUUCAGCCUUGAGAACGAUCUGGAACUAUCCGAAUCAGAUGAUGAGCGCAAAAAGGAAGGUCGAUCGGCUGGCAAUAGCAGCAACAGCUCCGAGUCCGACUCCAGCGAAUCGGGCAGCGAGGCAAGCAGCAAAGGUGAUACGCAGCAGCAGCAGCAACAGCAGCAGCAGCAGCAGCAGCUGUUGCUCCAACAACAACAGCAGCAACAGUUGCUGCUGCAACAGCAACAACAACGGCUCGCUGCCAGCGCCAAUGGCAGCAAAAAGAAAUACAGCCAAACGAUAAUUGCGAGUGGAGCGAAUACAAUCAGUGGGUUGCUCACGUCCAGUGGCUUGGGUGGUGCUGGUGCUGGCAGUGUUGCAGGUGGUGGUGCUGGUGCUGGUGGUGCCAUCAAUGCCACCAACAACACAUGCGGCGGCGGCGGUGGCUCGAGCGGCUCCUGCAUGGGCACCAUGAGCAGCUCCAGCUCAUCGAACAAGACGCCUUCGCCCACGGACAGCAAUCGCUGGAAUCUAAGUCGUUUCUUUCCCAAGCCAGCGAAUCAGACGGCCGCCGAGAGUGUGUCGCCGGGUGUGGCCAAUGCCAUGGGCAAUGUGAGCAUGAAGGUGCCGGGCAUCCUGCCAGGCGGUGCACAGAUCAUACCCGAGUCGAUCGACGUGACCACGGCGAUUGUGAAGAACGAGAAGCUGCACGACGAGCCGCGGCACGUGGGCGAUGACGAGGACGACGAGGCGGAUGAGCAGCAUCGCCAACAACAGCAGCAGCAGCAACAGCAACAGCAGCAGCAGAGAUAUGGCCUGACUGUGACUGUAAAGAAGGAGCAACUGGAGCAGCAGCAACAGCAACAGUUGCUGCUGCAACAGCAACAGCAGCUGACCACAGAGCAGCUGGUGGGUGCCUUGCCAAAGAACCAAAUCAAACGCGAGUCCCGAUUGUCCGACUCCGGCAGCGCCAGCAGCGGCAGCGGCAGCGGCAGCAGCAGCUCCGACAGCGCCGGCGGCAGCAGCGAAGUGUUGCAGAUGCCCGGCCCGGGCGAAACACUGCAAAUACCUGGCGUACCUGCGGCGAUAACGACGGUGCUGCGCGUGCCGCAAGCAAUGCAGCACAAGGUGCAGCCGAAUAGCGUCACAUUGACGCCAAUUGGGCCGCUGCCGGCGUCGCCGAAGCCGCGGCAAAAGAAGCCGCGCAAAAAGAAAAUGUCGGCGGCAACAGCGCCGUUGGACUCCAGCGACGAGGACGAGCCCAUGGCCAGCAGCAAUAAGAAGCAUGCGCUGGAGCUGGCAGCGACAGCCGCAGCAGCUGCUGCCGCGGUGGCGGUGCCGGUGGCUGCGGCGGCGGCGCCAGCAAUUAAAAAGGGACGCGGCAGGCCACGCAAGCAGGCGCAGCAACAGCAACAGCAACAACUGCAGCAACAGCAGCAACAACUGCAGCAGAGCGGAAAUCUGAGCAGCGCCUCGGCGAGCAGUUCGCAGGCCAAGGGACCAACGUUGACAGCAGCCAAGAAGCCGCUGGCCAAAGGCAGUGUCAGCAGCAGCAACAGCACGGCGCCGGCAACAGUUGCUGCGGGCACGCGCAAGCGUGAGCAUAGCAGCAACAGCAGUUCCAAUAGCAAUACGCCCACCAAGAAGCCAACAGCAACGUUUGCCACGAUGGCGGCGAAGCUCGAUCGCGCCGAUGCGCUGAGCAGCGAYGACGAUAGCAGCAGCAGCAGCAGUUGCAGCAGCACCAAGUCGAGCAGCAGCAGCGGCAGCGACAGUGAGACGCCAGCAGCGGCCGCGGCAGCAGCGUCGACAGCGGCAACUGCUGUGGCAACGUCUGCACAGAAUCCCGCCAAGAAGCGCAUUGUGAAAAUCAAUAAAGUGGGCGUGGCCGGUAACAGCAGCAGCAGCAAGGCGAAGCGGCGCUACAGCGUUGGCAGCAGCCAAAAGCAGCAAUUGCAGCACCAGCAACAAUUGCAGCUGCAGCAACAGCAGCAGCAGCAGCAACAAUCGCUGCUGGGGCAAAUUGGGGCCGAAUCGCUGCCGCAGUCGGCGCAGCGUUUGAGCAGCAGCGAYUGCAGCAGCAGCAGCAACAGCGACAGCAGCAGCAACAGCAGCGGCAGCAGCAGCAGCAGCAGCGACGAGGACGGCGAGCAUCGCAGCGGCAAGCGCAAGAGUGAUAAGAAGAAGAUAUGCACACUGACGCGCAUCUUCAACCCCAAAGAGGGCGGGGCCAAGAAACAGGGUCAGGUUGUCAUCAUCGAUCAAUCCGAGGAACAGCAGCAGCAGCAACAACAGCAGCAGCAGCAGCAACAGCAGGCCAAAGAGCUUAAGCCGCGUGCCACGCCCACACAGCUGCUGGGCGCCACACUGGCAUCGCCGGCAAGAACCACCACGCCCCACUUGACAUCGCUGAUGUGCAAAAUCGAUCUGAGCAAGCUGGCGCGAGUGCCGCCCGAGUGGUACCAGAAUAGCUACAGACUGUACGCAGCUGAUGGACAGCAUCAGCCGCAGCACCACCACCAGCACCACUCGCAGCAGCACCACCACCAGCCAGAGAGACUGAAGGCGCAGCAGAACGGCCAUCUCAGCAGUCGGUCCGCCGAGGGCGCUCGCACGCCCAAGGAUCUGCAGCAGAUCUACACGCCCAACGGGUAUGUGGGUGGUGCAGCCGGGGGUGGUGGCGCGGCUAGCAAGCUGCUGGGCGGCGUCAAGCACGAGCAUGGCGUUAAGCCCGAGCCGGAGCUGGAACCCGGCUACGAGGGCAAGUACAAACUGAACAGCGUUAAGCAGGAGUUCAUGCUGAAGCAGGAGCUGCCCGCGCGUCGACGCAAACGCAGCUCCAGCUCCAGUUCGAGCCCCUACAAGGAGAAGAAGCGAAAAAAGGAGAAGGCCGAACAGCUCAGCAAGGAGCUGCUGCCCGUGCCGGUGCUGCUGCCUGCCAACAAUCACGAGCGAUUAUCGCGCGACAAGCUCGAGUUGCUCAUGCAGCAGCAGGAGAGCGCCGCCAAUGGCAGUCCCAACAAGUUGCAGCAACAGCAGCAAUCACGACUGUCACAAUCACAGCAGCAACAGCAACAGCAGCAGCAACAGUCGCUGUCACAGUCCACAACUGCGGCAGCAACAGUUGCCGCCGCGCCCAUCCAACUGCCAACCACCUGCAGCGAAGCGGUGCAAACGACGCCGCCACCAGCAGCGCCACAGCCAGAGCCGCGUCUCAUCUAUCGAUCCCACUUUGACAAGGAGGAGGAGAACGAAAGCGACGAUCUCAGAAAAAACGACUUUCUGCUGCAGGAGGCGAUCAGGCGGAAACGUGCCGCCGAUUCGGAACGUGAUUCGUUCAGUCAGAUGACGCUUUACCUCGAGGCGAUUGUCUACUUCCUGCUGACCGCCGAUGCCAUGGAGCGCUGCAACAUGGAGGCCACCUGGACCAUGUACAAGGACACCCUGUCGCUAAUUAAGUGAGUAAAGUGU